CCACUCGAAGCAGUGUUCCAUGCCAUGAUGGCCAACGUUUCAACCGUUGACUACCUCGAAUAGGUUUGAAAGAGGGUUCUGUCUGCUUCGUUUGAUUACACGGUCCAGUAAAACUCUAAAGCUAAACUUUACCGCCAUGUGUACGAAUAUUUGACAGUGCCUUUAACAGUAUUAGGUUUCAAGGAACUAAUGUUGACGAAGCCGGGUCGUGUCACCUUGAAUUCUGCCUGACUGGAAUGGUUGACCAUUGCUCAAUGCUAACGGAAUACUGACCAACCGUUCAUACAAACUAAUUGACGAAGAAGUGCACUAAAUCGUCGUCACGGAAAACCGAAAAGAGGAUUUACUUAAGCCUUCAUCUAUGUCUCAUGAUAUUUUAAAGAGCCAUUUUUUCCUUUCACAUCGUAUUUUAAAAUGGGAGUCGUGCUGCGGAACCUCCAGAAGGUGGUGCCUAUUCGCCGCGCCAGACUGCGCAGAGAUGUGGACACGUUGAGACACAUCCUGGGCGUCCAGAAAUUUGACCUGGGCGUCAUCUGUGUGGAUAACCAAAGGAUUCAGCAAAUAAAUAACAUGUACAGGAAGAAAAAUGUGCCUACGGAUGUACUGUCAUUUCCUUUCUACGAGGACCUAAGACCCGGUAAACUACCCUGCCCUCUUCACAGAGAUGAGCAGAACCUCGGGGACAUUUUCUUAGGGGUGGAGUAUGUGAUGCAGCAGUGUCAGGAAGAGUCCAUGGAUCUGCAUGGAGCUCUUACGGUUGUCACUGCACACGGUAUCUGUCACCUGUUGGGAUAUAGACAUGAAACAGAGGAGGAAUGGACUGAGAUGCUACAGAGGGAGAGCUACAUUCUAAGUGAGUACAACCGACUCACAGGGCGACAUCUGGAGCCACUAACCAAGAGAUGCACUCAGGACAGGUGACAGUCACCUGCUGUCUAUUCCAGAAACACUACAUGUACGAUGGUGCUCCAUAUUGUUUAUGACCCUGUAACCAGCUGGACUUGUUUUCUGCCUCAUUCAAACAAAUGUAAGAACGCUGGAUGUUGUUUCCUUUACCGUCACAGCUGUUUAUACGGACUUUUAUCACUUAUCAGUGUUUAUGCUGGAAUUCAUUUUGUAACACUGGAUGUGUGCGGAAUAUUUUAAACAUCAAACUGAAGAAGUCAAUGCACUUUCACUGUAAUAUUUUAUUAAAAUCUGCUUCAAGAAGA
Cheilinus undulatus (humphead wrasse) is the source of this 1211-nucleotide messenger RNA. RefSeq names its product ybeY metalloendoribonuclease (gene ybey). The coding region runs from base 415 to 921 and encodes 168 amino acids. The transcript has 4 exons. Gene Ontology annotation, biological process: rRNA processing. Gene Ontology annotation, molecular function: metalloendopeptidase activity. The record is from RefSeq and is a predicted model, not a curated record. NCBI's taxonomy places the organism in Eukaryota, Metazoa, Chordata, Actinopteri, Labriformes, Labridae.